This is a messenger RNA of Haliotis rufescens (red abalone), 3032 nucleotides long. RefSeq lists its product as uncharacterized. The record is from RefSeq and is a predicted model, not a curated record. The coding region runs from base 680 to 3031 and encodes 783 amino acids. Lineage: Eukaryota; Metazoa; Mollusca; Gastropoda; Lepetellida; Haliotidae. The transcript has a single exon.
CUUUAACCACAAGGCUACCCGACCGCCCCAUAUAAUAUACAUGUAUCAGGUGACUAACCACGGGUCUGGGUAGUCAUGUGGGUACCCGAGUCCUACUCAGGACCUGCUCGACCCGAGUAUCCCAUCCCAGCUCUAGUGUCAUUGCAGCCUAAUGGCAUGGAUGGUAGCACAUAACUUCAGUCUCUGGUUUGUCUGGACCAGACUCAAUCAUUUACCACGUCCCCAUCAUUUUGUGGGAAUAUUUCUGGAUGUGGCAUGAAGCAGUAAACAUAGACCUGGAGACAGUCAGAGCUUCAGAUUGAAAAAAUAAUAAUCUAGAAAUGCAUACAAAAGCAAGUCUAGCCUGCUCAAGCCAGCUCUGCAUAGGGAAUUUUUUUAUUUUUAGAGUCAAGAAGGAUAUUGUGUAAUAUAAGAUUUCAGAGACUAAAUGUUAGUCUAUACCGGGCCACAUGUAGUCUGAAGCACUGCAUAAUAACCUUUAAGGUGUUUUGUAUAGAAUUAUCUGUGGUUCCUUUCCACGCACCGCAUGUGACUAACAUUGUUGUUUUGUAUGUGCAUGAAUGUAUCGGUCCUAAUAACAGAGUUAAUAACGAUUUUCUGUAUAUGUUUGUAUCUAUCAAUGCAUACCUGGUGACCUCAGAUUCAAACAAUGCAUACCUGGUGACCUCAGAUUCAAACAAUGCAUACCUGUUCAGUCAAUGCAUACCUGUUCAGUCAAUGCAUACCUGGUGACCAGGGAUUCAAUCAAAGCAUACCUUGUGACCAGGGAUUCAAUCAAUGCAUACCUGGCGAUCAGGGAUUCAAUCAAUGCAUACCUCGUGACCAGGGAUUCAAUCAAUGCAUACCUGAUAACCAGGGAUUCAAUCAAUGCAUACCUGGUGACCAGGGAUUCAAUCAAUGCAUACCUGAUAACCAGGGAUUCAAUCAAUGCAUACCUGGUGACCAGGGAUGCAAUCAAUGCAUACCUGAUAACCAGGGAUUCAAUCAAUGCACUCAUGGUAACCAGGGAUUCAAUCAAUGCAUACCUGGUGACCAGGGAUUCAAUCAAUGCAUACUUGAUGACCAGGGAUUCAAUCACAGUAUACCUGUUGACCAGGGAUUCAAUCAAUGCAUACCUGAUAACCAGGGAUUCAAUCAAUGCACUCAUGGUAACCAGGGAUUCAAUCAAUAUACUCAUGGUAACCCAGGAUUCAAUCAAACCAUACCUGGUAACCCAGGAUUCAAUCAAUGCAUACCUGGUGACCAGGGAUUCAAUCAAUGCAUACUUGGUGACCAGGGAUUCAAUCACAGUAUACCUGUUGACCAGGGAUUCAAUCAAUGCAUACCUUGUGACCAGGGAUUCAAUCAAUGCAUACUUGGUGACCAGGGAUUCAAUCACAGUAUACCUGGUGAUCAGGGAUUCAAUCAAUGCAUACCUGGUGACCAGGGAUUCAAUCAAUGCAUACCUGGUGACCAGGGAUUCAAUCAAUGCAUACCUGAUAACCAGGUAUUCAAUCAAUGCAUACCUGAUAACCAGGGAUUCAAUCAAUGCACUCAUGGUAACCAGGGAUUCAAUCAAUGCACUCAGGGUAACCAGGGAUUCAAUCAAAGCAUAUCUGGUAACCCAGGAUUCAAUCAAAGCAUACCUGGUGACCAGGGAUUCAAUCAAUGCAUACCUUGUGACAAGGGAUUCAAUCAAUGCAUACUUGGUGACCAGGGAUUCAAUCACAGUAUACCUGGUGAUCAGGGAUUCAAUCAAUGCAUACCUGGUGACCAGGGAUUCAAUCAACGCAUACCUUGUGACCAGGGAUUCAAUCAAUGCAUACCUGGUGACCAGGGAUUCAAUCAAUGCAUACCUUGUGACCAGGGAUUCAAUCAAUGCAUACUUGGUGACCAGGGAUUCAAUCACAGUAUACCUGGUGAUCAGGGAUUCAAUCAAUGCAUACCUGGUGACCAGGGAUUCAAUCAACGCAUACCUUGUGACCAGGGAUUCAAUCAAUGCAUACCUGGUGACCAGGGAUUCAAUCAAUGCAUACCAUGUGACCACGGAUUCAAUCAAUGCAUACCUUGUGACCAGGGACUCAAUCAAUGCAUACUUGGUGACCAGGGAUUCAAUCACAGUAUAUCUGGUGACCAGGGCUUCAAUCAAUGCAUACCUGGUAACCAGGGAUUCAAUCAAUGCAUACCUGGUGACCAGGGAUUCAAUCAAUGCAUACCAUGUGACCAGGGAUUCAAUGAAUGCAUACUUGGUGACCAGGGAUUCAAUGAAUGCAUACUUGGUGACCAGGGAUUCAAUCACAGUAUACCUUGUGACCAGGGUUUCAAUCAAUGCACUCAUGGUAACCAGGGAUUCAAUCAAAGCAUAUCUGGUAAUCCAGGAUUCAAUCAAAGCAUACCUUGUGACCAGAGAUUCAAUCAAUGCAUACCUGGUGACCAGGGAUUCAAUCAAUGCAUACCUUGUGACCAGGGAUUCAAUCAAUGCAUACUUGGUGACCAGGGAUUCAAUCACAGUAUACCUGGUGAUCAGGGAUUCAAUCAAUGCAUACCUGGUGACCAGGGAUUCAAUCAACGCAUACCUUGUGACCAGGGAUUCAAUCAAUGCAUACCUGGUGACCAGGGAUUCAAUCAAUGCAUACCAUGUGACCAGGGAUUCAAUCAAUGCAUACUUGGUGACCAGGGAUUCAAUCACAGUAUACCUGGUGACCAGGGCUUCAAUCAAUGCAUACCUGGUAACCAGGGAUUCAAUCAAUGCAUACCUGGUGACCAGGGAUUCAAUCAAUGCAUACCAUGUGACCAGGGAUUCAAUGAAUGCAUACUUGGUGACCAGGGAUUCAAUGAAUGCAUACUUGGUGACCAGGGAUUCAAUCACAGUAUACCUUGUGACCAGGGUUUCAAUCAAUGCACUCAUGGUAACCAGGGAUUCAAUCAAAGCAUAUCUGGUAAUCCAGGAUUCAAUCAAAGCAUACCUUGUGACCAGAGAUUCAAUCAAUGCAUACCUGGUGACCAGGGAUUCAAUCAAUGCAUACCUGAUGACCAGGGAUUCAAUCAAUGAG